Molecule: messenger RNA, 1392 nt
Organism: Closterium sp. NIES-65
Lineage: Eukaryota; Viridiplantae; Streptophyta; Zygnematophyceae; Desmidiales; Closteriaceae
Source: the annotation of a GenBank genome assembly
AUGAACGGGGAGGUGGUUACAGUGAAGGGGGAGUUGACGACAGUGAAAGGGGAGCUUGCUGAGCACAAGCAGUCAAGUACGUUUCAGCUGGAGGAGGCUGAGAGGAGACAAGUGGUGGAGAUGAGGGAGAUGAGAGGGCAGGUGGAGGAGAGGGAGAGGGCGCUGAUUGCAAAAUUGGCUUCAAUGAACGGGGAGGUGGUUACAGUGAAGGGGGAGUUGACGACAGUGAAAGGGGAGCUUGCUGAGCACAAGCAGUCAAGUACGUUUCAGCUGGAGGAGGCUGAGAGGAGACGCGUGGAUGAGAUGAGGGAUAUGAAAGGGCAGGUGGAGGAGAGGGAGAGGGCGCUGAUUGCAAAAUUGGCUUCAAUGAACGGGGAGGUGGUUACAGUGAAGGGGGAGUUGACGACAGUGAAAGGGGAGCUUGCUGAGCACAAGCAUUCAAGUACGUUUCAGCUGGAGGAGGCUGAGAGGAGACAAGUGGUGGAGAUGAGGGAGAUGAGAGGGCAGGUGGAGGAGAGGGAGAGGGCGCUGAUUGCAAAAUUGGCUUCAAUGAACGGGGAGGUGGUUACAGUGAAGGGGGAGUUGACGACAGUGAAAGGGGAGCUUGCUGAGCACAAGCAACGCGUGGAUGAGAUGAGGGAUAUGAAAGGGCAGGUGGAGGAGAGGGAGAGGGCGCUGAUUGCACACCAGGAUGCUAUUGCAGAGCGGGUGAAUAUUGCUGAGAGACGAAGAGCAGAGGACCUGAGGGAGCUGAGAGGAGAGGUGCAAGAGAGGAAGAGAACGCUGGCAGCAUUGAAGUGGGAACUGGACGAGGCUGAGAGGAGACGAGCAGUAGAGAUGAGGGAGCUGAGAGGACAGGUGGAGGAGAGGAAGAGGGGUUUGGAGGAGGUUGAGAGGAGACGAGUGGCGGAGAUGAGGGAGAUGAGAGGAGAGGUGGAGGAGAGAGGAGAAGAGAUGGCUGCAGAGCUGGCAGCAGUGGAAGGGGAGCUAGGAGCAGUGAAGGGGCGGUUGGCUGAGCAGAAGCAAUCAACUGCAGUGCAGUUGGAGGAGGCUGAGAGGAGACGAGCGGCGCAGAUGAGGGAGAUGCGAGGGCAGGUGGGAGCAGUGAAGGGGGAGGUGGCUGAACACAAGGAUUCUAUGAAAGAGCAAUGGGAUGUGGCUGCGAGAAGGAGGGGAUUGGAUUUGAGAGAGCUGCGAGAGGAGGCCAGAAAGGGAGAGCAUGAGCUGAGAGCAGCGUUGGCAAGGGAGAGGGAGGAGAGGAGGAGGGAGGUGCAGGAGUUGAAAAUGGCGAUGGAGGAAUUGGCAGCGUACAGGAAUUGGAUGACUGUGGAGCAGGGAAUCAACCAGAGUGACGGCGAUCAGAAGACCGCAUGGGAGGUGAGUGCUCAUUGA